Molecule: messenger RNA, 5166 nt
Organism: Penicillium arizonense
Lineage: Eukaryota; Fungi; Ascomycota; Eurotiomycetes; Eurotiales; Aspergillaceae
Exons: 3
Coding region: 1-5166 (1721 amino acids)
Source: RefSeq, a predicted model, not a curated record
AUGGAUAUCUCUGAAGAAAAGCAACCUAUCCCCAGGAAGCAGUCCGCGAGCGGGGAACGCGUGUGCAUAAUUUCUGGAGCCUGGACUUCUGCCUGUGAAUACAGGGCCGUGCCGAUUGUUGAAGCAAUGAAUUCUGUCACCAUCGGUCAUUCUCAAUCAGCAUCAUGUCUCCAGGCGGAGAGCGAAGCCCACGCUGCUCCGGAAGGUCCAGCGAAUUCUACCCGACAGGGGCAAGGUUUCCGCCUUUGCCAGGUCUACCCUACUCUCCAGGAUAAGACCAAAACGGACAUCGACAUCAUUGCCAUCCAUGGCCUCGACACGAAGUCGCCGGACACCUGGAUAUGGCGGGCCAGUAGCUCUGAGGAGCACGGCAUAAACUGGCUAGCCCAUCCGGAUAUGCUCCCUGGCAAGGCAAAACGGGCUCGGAUUUUCUAUUGUGACUGGCCGGCCGACCUGCUUCAGAAGUCGGUCUCCAUCCCGACGACGCUUGAGGAAUCCGCUCGGUACUUGCUCGGAGGCCUCAGACAGCAUUUAGUAGCGAAUAGACAGGCAGGACAAGAACGACCUAUUCUCUUCAUAGCUUCGUGUCUGGGUGGCAUCAUCUUGAUAAAGGCUCUUGAAAUCGAUAAUAUCUAUGAUCGCGAUAAGUACGAUAUCGCUCCUCUUAGGAGGGCCACGCGUGGCAUCGUUUUCCUUGCCACGCCCUUCCGAGGGACUGCGUUCAAAGAUAUGCCCGACAUAAUCCUGAAGGCCUGGGCUUUGCUCCAAGACCAAACAGUGACCGCACUAAUUGAAUACACCAAGGGAGCGACAUCCAAUAUCGACGAUCUCGUGGACAAGUUUAUUCAGCUAAGGGGAGUGGAGGAUUAUAACGUGUUCGUCUUCUGGGAAGCUCGUAAGACCAGCCUUCUGCUGUUGGCUUCAGCCUGCGUACUGCACUGGUUUUCGCCUUGGAUAUUGGUCACACUCUUAAUACUUUGGCUAUGGGGGUUCUCGUCUUACCGACCCAAACUACUGGUCGAUGAGCACUCAGCGAAGCUGCCGGGUUUCGCAGGACAACGACUUGAACGAGUCCAUGUCCUAAUGAACAAGUUUAGCGGCCCUACUUGUAAAGAUUGGAAAGAAGUUGCGAGAAAAAUUGAAGAAAUUGUCACAAAAAUUCGUCAGGGAACUCCUCUGAAGCAAGCGGACGCCUGGAUACGUGACAAUCACUAUACCACAGAGAGGCUCGAGAUUGAACGACUCUCGGGUGACCUGCUGCCGAUGGAUCAGUGCUACAUCAAUCUCGCCAUUGUGGAGGGGCCGAGAAAAAUCGCAAAUUCUCUGGAGAACAUGUUAGAGAAACGAAACGCAGCUCCCCAGUCCUCCCCGUUUUCCCUUUUCGCCCGACUAAACGUUGAGACGCCCGACAAGAACAUUCAGGUCAAGUUGCCAUCACUGUUCAAUCCACGCAAAACUUCCGCCGAUCACACGAUACAGCCAAAGAGAAUUCUGAUUCGAGGUAGUGCCGGAGUCGGGAAGACUACCAUGUGCAAAAAGAUGGUCCAUGACUUUAAUCACGGAACAUGGAGCGAUUUGUUUGACCGCGUACUUUGGGUGCCUCUACGGAGACUGAAAGAGUGGUCGCCCCUACGAUAUAAUCUCGAGGAACUAUUUUCACACGAGUAUUUCGCUCAUCACGUGAGCCGCGAAAUUUUCGCCAAAGAACUGCUGCGCAUAGUCGAGUACCGCAAUGGUGGAAGGACUCUAUUUAUCCUCGAUGGUCUCGACGAAAUUUCGCAUGCCUUGGGCCGCGACGACCACAAGUCCGAUUUCCUUCGGAACCUUUUGGACCAGCCCAACGUCAUCAUUACAUCCCGGCCGCAUAUAUCACUUCCAGUGGGUGUUCGUUCUCCCGACCUCGAACUGGAGACGAUCGGAUUCUACCCAGAUCAGGUGAAGGAAUAUCUACAAAGUACCUUUACCGACCCAAAAGGAGUGGACGAGAUUCAAAUAUUUCUCCAAAGACAUCAGCUAAUUCAGGGUCUCGUACGGAUUCCGAUUCAACUGGAUGCGCUCUGUUACACCUGGGACUGUUUCGGUGGCAAAACUAUGCCGCAGACCAUGACCGACGUCUACAAAAGCAUCGAAGGAAAUCUAUGGAAGAAGGAUAUCUUGAGAUUGGAGAAAAAGCAUGAAGGGACGCCGGUGUUGUGGCCUGAUAUCGCCGACGAAGAUCGGGACAAAGUUGAAAGCUUCGACAGCGGUGAGAUCUACUUCCUUGAAGGCCUCGCAUUUACAGGGCUAUGCAACGAUGUAAUAGACUUUACACCAGAGCGUCGGAAAGCUAUGUCUAAGCAAUUCAAACCCGGCACAAAUAUCUUGCUCGACAGGACGCUUCCAUGCCUCUCUUUUCUGCGGACUUCGGACCCUUCAGCAAACGUCCGCAGUCGAAAUUACCAUUUUCUACACCUAACAUUCCAAGAGUAUUUUGCGGCACGGUAUUUUGUGCGACAGUGGAAAGCUCGGCAAAGGCUCAAAUGUCUGACACUAAACAGCGGAAAUAGUACACAAACCGAGCCUGUGAGUUUUCUUCAGAGGCACAAAUACAACGCUGGGUAUGAUAUCUUCUGGCGCUUUGUCGCUGGCUUGCUUGACGCCGAGGACGACGCAGAGACGCUCCGCUUCUUCCAAACAAUCGAAGAGGAGCCGUGCGACCUUCUAGGUCCCACACACCAGCGGCUAGUUAUGCAUUGCUUGAGCGAAGUGGUACUACAGAACGAGAUGUCGAGUUUUACGCCACUUCGAACGGAACUGGAAGAGCAGAUGUUACGGUGGCUGUUAUUUGAAUGCAAGUUUCGAGGGACAUCACAGUUGGCCCGCGAAAGGGAGCUUCCACAGAGGGUCCUGGGAAAAGCCUUCAAUCAAUCAUCUGACGAUGCAGGAGCCACACUUCUAGAAGCGCUAUCUAGGCAGCCAGAAAUUCCACCCAGUACCUUGGAACUGGCAGUCUCGUGGCUGAGGGAAAAUAUCUCUGAACGCAAAUGUCUUUCCAUCGUUACCAUGCUAAAAAGCCAACAAGGAACUUUGUCUUCCAAGGUGCUACAAGCGGUGGCGGCACGGCUCGGGGAUCUAAGUAGUUAUGUCCGACAGGCGGCAGUCGAGGUGCUUAGAAGGCGAUCAGAGUUGCCUUACGAGGUGCUACAAGCGGUGGUGGCGCGGCUAGAUGAUCAAAACAGUUCUGUCCAACAGGCGGCAGUCAAUGUGCUCAAAAGGCAACCAGAGCUACCUUACGAGGUGCUGCAAGACGUGGCGGCUCGCCUCGAGGAUCCAGUCAAUGAUGUCCGACAGGCGGCAGUCGAGGUGCUCGGAGGCCGACUGCAGCUACCUGUCGAGAUGCUACAAGCCGUGGCGGCACGGCUGGAUGAUCAAGCCUGGCUUGUCAAACUGGCGGCAGCUAAGGCGCUUAUAAGGCGAUCAGAGCUACCUUACGAGGUGCUACAAGGCGUGGCGGCACGGCUCGAGGAUCAAGACCGGUCUGUCCGAAAAAUGGCAGUCGAGCUGCUUGGCGGCCGACUAGAGCUACCUUCCGAUAUGCUACAAGCGGUGGCGGCGCGGCUCGAUGAUCAAGACUGGGUUGUCCGACAGAGGGCAGUCGAGGUGCUCGGAGGCAGACUAGAGCUACCUUCCGAGAUGCUACAAGCUAUAGCGGCACGGCUCGAUGAUCAAGACAUUUCUGUCCGACCGGUGGCAGUCAAGGUGCUCGGAGGCCGACUAGAGCUACCUUCCGAUAUGCUACAAGCGGUGGCGGCGCGGCUCGAUGAUCAAGACUGGGUUGUCCGACGGGCGGCAGUCGUGCUCGGAGGCCGACCAGAGCUACCUUCCGAUCUGCUACAAGCGGUGGUGGCGCGGCUAGAUGAUCAAGACAGUUCUGUCCGACGGGCGGCAGUCAAGGUGCUCGGCGGCCGACUAGAGCUACCUUCCCAGUUGCUACAAGCGCUGGCGGCACGGCUCGGGGAUCUAAAUAGUUAUGUCCGACAGGCGGCAGUCGAGGUGCUUAGAAGGCCAUCAGAGUUGCCUUACGAGGUGCUACAAGACGUGGCGGCACGGCUCGAUGAUCAAUACAACUCUGUCCGACAGGCGGCAGUAGAGGUGCUCGGAGGCCGAUCAGAGCUACUUUCCGGGCAAGAUGCGGUGGCAUGGCUCGUGGAUCAAGGCAGGCUUGUCCGACAGGCGGCAGUCGAGGUGCUCGGAGGCCGACCAGAGCUACCUUCUGAGGUGCUACAAGACGUGGCGGCACGGCUCGAGGAUCAAGAUAGGUUUGUCCGACAGGCGGCAGUCGAGGUGCUUAGAAGGCCAUCAGAGCUGCCUUACGAGGUGCUACAAGUGGUGGCGGCGCGGCUCGAUGAUCAAGACUGGGUUGUCCGACAGAGGGCAGUCGAGGUGCUCGGAGGCAGACUAGAGCUACCUUCCGAGAUGCUACAAGCUAUAGCGGCACGGCUCGAUGAUCAACACAGGCUUGUCCGACAGGCGGCAGUCAAUGUGCUCAGAAGACAAUCAGAGCUAUCUUCCGAUGUGCUACAAGCCGUGGCCGCGCGGCUGGAUGAUCAAGAUAAUGAUGUCCGAAAGGCGGCAGUCCUGGUGGUUAGAUGGCGAUCAGAGCUACCUUACGAGGUGAUGCAGGUCGUGGCUGAACAGCUCGAGCAUUCAGACAAUGAUGUCCGACGGAACGCAGUCUUCGUGCUCGAAGGGCAAUCAGAACUGCCUUACGAGAUACUACAAGCCGUGGCGGCACGGCUCGAGGAUCAAGAUGAGGAUGUCCGACGGAUAGCGGUCAACGGGCUUAGAGGCCGAUCAGAGCUGCCUUUCGAGGUGUUGCAAGCCGUGGCGGCACGGCUCGAGGAUUCAAAGGAGAUUGUAAAAGAGACGGCAGUCCGCGUGCUCACAUUUCAACCGUCCCUGCCCUCCGAUGUCGUCAACCGCCGUAUGCAAUCUUUAUACCUGAUUUUGCUACGGAUAUGCUUUGAGGAACAUCUAGUUUGGUAUAUUGCGGAUGAUAUAUCCUACAUAGUAGCAGCUCACAGAGAGAUUCCUCUAAAGGGCCACCAAGCUCCGUUGAGUGACGUGAUUCGGGAAACGCGGAACGACUUGAGCAUUCCUUUACCCAACUGCGAUCGGCCUCUUUAG